UGUAUGCUUAUUUAAGAUUUGGAUUUGGUGGUUGCGGUUAUUCUCACAUACUGCGAGAGUUUACUUACCUGUGGAUGGCUGCUCAUAAAAUUUCACUCGAACUGUUUUGGAAAACGCCGUAUUUAAGCUGUUUGUUUCACCUCGACGGGACUGGGCUAUAAAUAAUAUUUCGCACUCAUCAUCUCACAUAAUAAUUAGCUUGUAUGCUAUGGUUUAAUCUGCCGUCUGACAGUCCAGGAUUUUAGAUUUAACCGUUAAUUAGCCCCAAUUUGGGAAGCAAAUAAAAUUAUAACCUUGAAAAUUGAAAAGAAAAAAACGUUAUCCUAAAAGAUAUCCUUGAUGGCCGUUAAAUAUACUUACCAUGACCUAAACGGUCUCUGAAUGUAAUUACCGUACACAUGCCAAGAGGGCUUAGGAAACGGGUGAAAUGUUCAAAUUAAAAAUAAUUUCAAAAUUAAAGGACCUUAGGAGCAGAGUUAUCGUCCACUGGAGUAUUUUCAGUCGAAAAUGAUAAAACAUUGGGUGAUUGCUCAUAUCUGUUCCGUUCUCCUUUUCCUUCUAUCAGGUGGUUCCUGUUCUGAGGCUGAACACAGGCUGUUUUCGGUCAUCUUCUCCAAUUAUAAUCAGUACAUCCGCCCUGUAGAGAAUGUUUCCGACCCGGUCAUUGUACAUUUCGAGGUGUCUAUGUCGCAGCUUGUCAAAGUGGAUGAAGUAAAUCAGAUCAUGGAAACCAACUUGUGGCUGCGACAUGUCUGGAAUGACUACAAAUUGAAGUGGGAUCCCAAAAACUUUGGAGGCGUGGAAUUUAUCAGGGUGCCUUCCAACAAAAUUUGGAAACCAGACAUUGUUCUCUACAAUAAUGCAGUGGGGGACUUUCAGGUGGAUGACAAAACUAAGGCCUUGCUGCGCUACAAUGGAGAAGUGACCUGGAUUCCUCCUGCCAUCUUCAAGAGCUCUUGCAAGAUUGACGUUACCUACUUCCCCUUCGACUAUCAGAACUGCACCAUGAAGUUCGGCUCCUGGACUUAUGACAAAGCUAAGAUUGACUUGGUCCUAAUCGGAUCGACCAUCAAUCUAAAGGACUUCUGGGAGAGUGGUGAGUGGAUGAUCAUUGAUGCUCCAGGUUAUAAACAUGACAUCAAAUACAACUGCUGUGAAGAGAUCUAUCCAGACAUCACCUACUCCCUCUAUAUUCGUCGACUUCCACUCUUUUAUACAAUAAACAUGAUCAUUCCUUGCCUGCUAAUCUCCUUCCUGACUGUGCUGGUGUUCUACCUGCCCUCAGACUGUGGGGAGAAGGUCACACUCUGUAUCUCUGUGCUGCUGUCCCUCACCGUGUUCCUGCUGGUCAUCACUGAGACCAUCCCCUCUACCUCGUUAGUUAUCCCGCUCAUUGGCGAGUACCUCCUCUUCACUAUGAUCUUUGUGACCCUCUCCAUUGUCAUCACCGUGUUUGUACUGAAUGUGCACUACCGUACGCCUAAGACACACACCAUGCCCCACUGGGUGCGUCACAUUUUUCUGGGUUUGUUACCCAGGGUGAUGUUCAUGACCCGUCCCGAGAGAGACCCUGAGAGACUAGCUUCUUGUGCACAGCCACUUUCUCCAUUGCCCUAUGGGUCACCCAUAGCUGGUUCCCUGCCACGUCCCAAGCUGCACAAUGUCAACUCCAGUCUGCACCAACAUCAGCGUCUCCUCGUCAGCACCGAGCUCUCUAACCUCAACAACCUGAACAGCAACUCCGCAAAGGUCGGGACGGGCUUCCUCUGUCGGGAGGGACGCUGCAACUGCUGCUGGCGGCAGAGGACUACCAAGCUGCCCACCGGUGGGAGUGGAGGAGUCAUGGGGCUGCGGACCAUCUCUACUGCAGGUGGUAGUGGGAGCUCCUGUACCAGUUCAGAGUCUCUGGAUGGUGGAAAUGUGUCCCUGCCCACUCUCUCGGUAGAAGUGAGGGAAGCUAUUGAAAGUGUCAAGUAUAUAGCUGAGAACAUGAGGAUACAAAAUGAAGCCAAGGAGGUUCAAGAUGACUGGAAGUAUGUUGCCAUGGUGAUUGAUAGGAUCUUCUUAUGGGUUUUUAUUCUGGUGUGCAUUCUAGGCACCGCAGGUCUUUUUCUUCAGCCUCUUUUACUGGGAGAUGACAUCUGACAUACAAAAAUGACUAUUUUGGAGGAGGUGAAGGUUUUAAACUUAGAGCGUAGUUAGAAUGUGGAAUCGUUGUGAAGUCACAUAGGUCAAGUCUAGAAUCAACAUGAAGUCACAUGUACAAGCAACCUGGGGUCACAGUCAAAAGCCUUGCAGAUACGGCUUUGCAGUAGAGAUGCUUUGUGAUCUCUUCUUCAGUGUAAUGUGUUGACAUUGUUGGUGUGUUUAUAGAGUUUAAGAGAUCUUCUGACCUUGGAUAUAUUGAUAAGGAGAAGGAGAGGACAUAGUUCAUUGCACACAUUGGGUUCCCAAUUCCCUUCCCUUUUGUAUGGUGUUUGUAUUACUGCUAACAAGAUGAGGACAUUUCAGGUCCAGAAUGUAGAAAUCCAGACCGAGAUUUUGUUUCAACCAACCCUAUGACUGUGACUCUUUAUACUCAACUGGUCGGUUGAAACAAAAUCUUAGUCUGGAUUUUUACUUUUUGGACCUGAAAUGUCCAUUUCUGGACUGUUGGACAAUAGUGUUACCCAAGUGUGUAGCAUUAUAGACUUAAGUAUAGAAUGAAGUGUAUUGGGGGCCUGCUCCUGUAAAACAGCAGUAUGGUGUACUCUGUCUAAUUUUCAUUUAUUUUAUUUGCUUUAGACAUACUGAAAUGUACAAAUGCAUUUCCCACAUUACUGACCUUUAAUGAUCAGUGUUCUAUUAGAUUUCCAUGAAAGUGUGCAUUUGUUUGUUCAUUACUCUGGUUCCACAUUUUGAAAAGAAUUAUUCUUUCUCAAAUUAUUAAUUAGCUUUAUA
Paramormyrops kingsleyae is the source of this 2940-nucleotide messenger RNA. RefSeq names its product neuronal acetylcholine receptor subunit alpha-3-like. Gene Ontology annotation, cellular component: postsynaptic membrane. The record is from RefSeq and is a predicted model, not a curated record. NCBI's taxonomy places the organism in Eukaryota, Metazoa, Chordata, Actinopteri, Osteoglossiformes, Mormyridae. Gene Ontology annotation, molecular function: transmembrane signaling receptor activity; acetylcholine-gated monoatomic cation-selective channel activity. Gene Ontology annotation, biological process: monoatomic ion transmembrane transport.